UCCCCCCCCCUCCCCGACGGUCCACCUGCAGCCAGACGAGGAAACGCAGAGACGCCUUCGUGCUAGUUUCGGACGACCCAGCCGGGGAUGCCCCCUUCCUGCCCUGAGACCCUCCCGAGACGGUGCCCCAAAAACACCCGAGUCCGGGGUUCGGCAUCGUGUCUGCCGGUCAAGGGUGGGCGGUCGAAACAGAGAAAGCCUGCAGUGUUAAAAGGAAUUGAUUUGGGCCCCUGCAUGACCAAAUGGACAGUGGAUUACCUCAGUCAAGUAACAGGAAAUAAAGAAGUAAAGGUUCAUGUGUCCACUGUGCCACAGAUGGAUUUCCUCAAAAAGAAUUUUGUAUAUAGAACAUUGCCUUUUGACGUAUUUGUGAGAAGAGCAGCUGAAGCCAAACAUGCAGAGUUCUUUAUUUCAGAGGAUGAGAAAUACUAUUUGCGAUCCCUGGGAGAAGACCCACGAAAGGAUAUUGCGGAUCUCAGGAAACAGUUUCCUCUGCUGGCAGAUGAUAUUCGGAUUCCAGAAUAUUUUAAAAAAGAGCAACUCUUUUCUACUGUCUUCCGCAUAAGCUCAGCAGGAUUGCAGCUUUGGACACAUUAUGAUGUAGGUAACCACUUUUCCCUAAAAUUAUUACAGGAAAAAUUGAGGGUCAUUUUGUACACAGAAAAACAGUAAUGUCAGCUGUGCCUUGGCUCUUCAUUAGGCACAAAAUCAGAGGUGCUAGAUGUGGACAUGCCAGAUUUGAAGAAAUAUCCUCUGUUCAUCAGGGCCAGACGUUAUGAAUGCCAGCUGGAAGCAGGAGAUGUCUUGUUUAUUCCAGCUUUGUGGUUCCAUAAUGUGAUUUCUGAGGAAUUUGGAGUUGGAGUCAAUGUUUUCUGGAAACAUCUUCCUUCUGAUUGUUACGAUAAGACGGACACUUAUGGAAACAAAGAUCUUGCUGCAGCCUCAAGAGCAGUACAGAUUUUGGACAGAGCGUUGAAAACUCUGGAAGAACUCCCUGAGGAAUACAGAGACUUUUAUGGCCGGAGGAUGGUUUUACGCAUCCAACAGAAAACAUAUAGCAGCAAUUAUGAAUAAAGAACAGCUUCAGUAUUA
Molecule: messenger RNA, 1092 nt
Organism: Pogona vitticeps (central bearded dragon)
Lineage: Eukaryota; Metazoa; Chordata; Lepidosauria; Squamata; Agamidae
Source: RefSeq, a predicted model, not a curated record